AUGUGGGGCAGAAUCGUCAGCAGCGUCAGCAAUGCGCUUGACUUUAAUCAGGCGACGCUUAGCGGUUGCAUUGACAUCAUAUGCGUACGCAAUCCGCACACCGGAGAGCUCCACUCAACCCCGUUCCAUGUGCGGUUUGGGAAAGCCAAGCUGCUGCGUUCGAGGGAAAAAAUCGUUUCCGUGACCGUUAACAACAAGCCGACCGCCCUUGUUAUGAAACUAGGAGCUGCGGGGGAAGCAUAUUUCAUGCAAGAAGUCGAGGACAGCAUUGGAGUUGCCGAAGAAGACCUUGCCAGCCCGCUUUCCUCUCCUGUGCAUUCCCCUCGGCGUGAAUGCGGCCUCUCAACAGAUGCGUCUAUGCCUCCAGCACCACAGGACUCGAACGUGCUGCCGCCUUCCCACCCAGUUCAGGGGGUAACGCUCUCGACGGCGGCUUCUGCAGUCUUGCAAGAUACCCGCAGGCCGGUGGACCCCCAAACAGGGUCAGACUUGACACGAGGCACUAGUGGGUUGUCUCCUUCGUUGGGUACUGAUGGCAGCCUUCCAAAGGGUGCCCCUUCAGCCUCUGUAACAACUCAAGACGCCUCUUCCACGUGGAGGUCUGCAUGGGGAACUGCAGCCAGAUAUGAGAGCAACGCCGGUUUGAUGGAAGGGAGCCCAUCCGGCUCGUUGCCAGAAGCUGAACGGACUUUGGGACGACAGGCAGAGGAAGGUCGUGCUGCUGUUCAGUUCUCUCUUUGCGGCCAUGUCUUGUUCGGCACGGCAGACGAAGCCCAACACGACGCCGAUGUGUUUGAAGCAAACCUUGUUACCUGGGAAGCCCUUGAUGAGAACCCGUCUCUGUGGUACCACCCCUCCCUGGUGGCGUGUUUCGAAAGAACGCCUCCAUACUACCCGGCAAAGGUGGCGCUGCCGCUUCUGGCUAGCUGGUUGUUGUUCAAUCGCCCGCUAUCGCUAGACAGCGUCAAAAGGCUCAUGACAGCAGAUAUCACCUACACAGAUAGAGAGGGGGCUAGCUGGGCUCCGUGGCAAACAGACGGUGUAGGCAGCAGCUCAGGAGUGUUGAGGCCCAGACCUGAACCGCUAAGCUCCGCUGAAUUCUCCCAAGGUAGUCCCAAAAGAGAUCAGCUCCAUGGUGCAUCGUUCAGCAGCGGAGUCAACAGUGACAGCGAAUCCCCUGCGUUUGCUCCAAGCAUGGAGCCCUCUACAGGAAAGAGGCUUAGGAGGUCUCUAAGGCCAACUCCACAACAGUUGGAAUCUCUCGAUCUUAAGCCUGGGGCCAACAGCGUGUGCUUCACUGUCAGCUCUUCUCUCCAGGGGGAAAAGAGCGUCUGCGGAACAAUCUAUCUUUGGCCUACAGACAUCAAAAUCGUAGUAUCGGAUGUAGAUGGCACUAUCACAAGAUCGGAUGUUCUUGGACAGCUGAUGCCUAUCGUGGGGAGAGACUGGUCUCACACAGGCGUAGCAGAACUUUUUACAAAGAUCAAAAGAAGCGGAUAUCUUAUCCUUUAUCUCACGGCUCGGGCUAUCGGUCAGGCCGACGCCACUCGUGACUACCUUUUCGGGCUGACACAGAAGGAAAGAGACAAACUCCCAGAUGGACCUCUGAUACUCAGUCCUGACAGGCUCUUUCCCUCUUUCCGCCGUGAAGUGAUAGACAGGAAACCGUACAUUUUUAAAAUUGCGGCUCUAAGGGACAUUCGUAGCCUCUUCCCAGCGAACAGAAACCCCUUCUACGCUGGGUUUGGUAACAGAGAAUCGGAUCACCGGGCGUACAUCCAUGUUGGCAUUCCGGAGGCGAAAAUCUUCAUCAUCGACACAGCUGGUGUUAUUCACCACAUCAGCAACUCUACUUACGCGCGAACGUACGAGACGAUGAGCGAGAUUGCUGACCAUAUGUUCCCGCCUUUAAAAAAUUCGCCAGUGUCCCGAGGACAGCCAGGACAGGAGCUUGAGGAAAGAGAAGAAGAAGAGGUUAGGCAGCGCAAAAGGCUGCAGUACAUACUACACGUAGACAAGCAGGAUGACAACUGGGCCUCCCCUACUGCCGUCUGCUGUAGCGGCUGUAAUGACGAGCCCCACCAAAUUACUCUUUAA
Eimeria maxima is the source of this 2097-nucleotide messenger RNA. Its product is annotated as lipin, putative. The record is from RefSeq and is a predicted model, not a curated record. NCBI's taxonomy places the organism in Eukaryota, Apicomplexa, Conoidasida, Eucoccidiorida, Eimeriidae. Gene Ontology annotation, molecular function: phosphatidate phosphatase activity. The coding region runs from base 1 to 2097 and encodes 698 amino acids. The transcript is spliced from 7 exons.